GAGAGCGAGAGAGAGAGGGCCUUCCCUGCCCCACCACCCAUCACCUGUUCGACGAAAAGACGCAAAAAGGAGAUGAAGCCAGAUUGCCACAGACUCCUUCCAGACAUUUAUUUCCCUUCUCUUUUGGCAUCCACAAAACCCCAAAUUAACCCACCAUUGUUUGUUAAUCAAUGAUGAAUUAGGGUUAUUAUCAUUGGUCGUCGCAACUCGCACCGCCAUAUACAUCAUCAUCUUCUCUUCUCUUAUCUACUCUUUCUUCAUUUUGGGAGACAAAGAUGGCGACGAGAGGGAGCAGAUCAGAGAAGGUGAAGAGGAUUUUCCAGCAAUUCGAUGCGAACCGUGAUGGAGGGUUGAACAGAGAGGAAAUGUCUGCUCUCGUUGUGGCCGUGAACCCCAGGGUCAAGUUCAGUGACGAGCAAAUCAACGCCAUCCUCGACGAGGUUUUUCGGACUUACAGUGGGUUUAUUGAUGGAGAGAAGGGAUUGACCUAUGAUGGUCUUCUUCAGACGUAUGACGACGGGGCAGGUGAUGUGGACCGUGAUUUUGAUGCUCUUGGUCUCGAGCUUGAAGAUAACAAAGGAGUUUCUGGUGUAUCAGAGGCCUCAUCGUCCUCGAUUGUGGAUGAGAGGGCAAUUGAGUCGCAGAAGAAGCAGAGGACUGCAGCUUGGGCUGUUUCGCCGAAUCACGGCAUUGUUUUUGAUGACACAUGGAAGAUGGUGGACGAUUUGGAGAUCUUAGUGAAGCGAUUGAAGGCUAAGCAGGCAAAAGAUGGGAAAUUUAAAGCGGAUAACUUUGAUGCCUACUCGGACGCAGGGUGGUCAAGGGAAUUGGGGCCUUCAGCUGAAAUUUCAGAGAAGAGGGUGUUCUGGGAGGAGUCUGGGCAUGAUUAUGCGGUUUUCGUCAAGGAAUUGGGGGUUUUAAGGAGCCGGGCCGAUGGUGCAAGAUCUAGAGAAGAAGCUUUCGAUGGGCAUAUGGCAAUUGGUAGGGUUUUAUACGAGCACCAGCUGUUCAAAGAAGCCUUGGUGAGUUUCAAGAGGGCUUGUGAGUUGCAGCCAGUGGAUGUAAGGCCACAUUUCAGAGCUGGGAAUUGCUUUUAUGUUCUUGGGAGGUAUAAGGAAGCCAAAGAGGAGUUCCUAUUGGCAUUGGAGUCUGCUGAGGCAGGUGGAACUCAAUGGGCUUAUUUGCUUCCUCAAAUUUAUGUGAAUCUCGGUAUUGCAUUGGAAGGUGAAGGUAUGGUUUUAAGUGCUUGUGAAUAUUAUAGAGAAGCUGCAAUUCUUUGCCCAACUCAUUUUAGAGCUUUGAAACUUUUGGGUAGUGCUCUUUUUGGGGUGGGAGAGUAUAGGGCGGCUGUGAAAGCCUUGGAAGAGGCCAUUUUUAUGAAACCAGACUAUGCUGAUGCACAUUGCGAUUUGGCCUCGGCUCUUCAUGCCAUUGGCGAGGAUGAGAGGGCAAUUGAGGUGUUCCAGAAAGCAAUUGAUUUGAAACCUGGUCAUGUGGAUGCUUUAUACAACUUGGGUGGGCUUUAUAUGGACUUGGGUCGGUUCCAGAGAGCUUCAGAGAUGUAUACUAGGGUUUUGGCUGUGUGGCCUAACCAUUGGCGUGCACAGCUCAAUAGGGCUGUGUCACUCUUGGGGGCAGGAGAAACGGAGGAAGCUAAGAAAGCUUUGAAGGAGGCACUGAAAAUGACAAAUAGGGUUGAAUUGCAUGAUGCAGUAUCGCAUUUGAAGCAGCUGCAGAAGAAGAAAGUGAAAGCUAAUGGUACCAACGGGGAAGGGGCUUUUAUAAUUGUUGAACCCUCAAAAUUUAAGACAGUAGGUGAGAAGACCACACUUAGGCAGGACUUGGCCACUGCUCUUCAUAUUAGGGCCUUUCAGAGAAUUACUCGGUUGAGUCGCUGUGAUGUGGAGCUUUUGAAGAAGGAAAUGAGGGAAAAUGAUGUACCAGUUUCUUAUUCUGGGACUGGUGUUCCUCAGAAAUCAAUACGCAAGCCUAAUUUAGAGGAAAUACUCCGGAGGUUACUAAUUUUUCUAAAACCUGAAACUUCCCAAGGUGCUGUCAAGGCAAUAAAUGAGAGGAUUCUCUCUGUUUUGGAUGAGACAGGGUUGGGAAGGGUGGAUCUUGGCAUGUUCUUUGCCAUUCUUGCACCCAUUUGUAGUGGCUCUCUUGACAAGCGAAAGCGGAUUGCUUUUGAUGCUCUUCUAUGGCGCCCCCAGAAUGAAGGUGGGUCUCAGAUAAAAAGGGUUGAUGCUGUUGGGUACAUCAGAUUGUUGAGGGCUAUAUACUUUCCUUCCCACGGGGUUAGUGAAAGGUUGGAACUUCAUGGAGAGACGGAUGCCUCAAUGGUAUCAUUCAAUGAAUUUCUUGUCAUGCUAGAUGAUCCUGAUUGGGGUUUUGCGAUCAUUUCAACUCUGGUAAAGCUUGAAACUGGGGAUCGGAAUCGCCAUGGACGGCAUGUUUGCUCAGUUUGCCAUUAUCCAGUCGUUGGGUCCCGUUUCAAGGAGAUGAAACAUAAUUUCAGCCUAUGUAAUUACUGCUACAGUGAGGGAAAGGUGCCUUCAACAUAUAAACUGGACGAGUACAAAUUUAAAGAGUAUGGAAGUGAGGCUGAAGCAAUGAAAGAUAAGUGCAUGUGCUUUACUUUGCCAUCCCAUAAUGACAAUAGCUAGUUUUAUGAUCCUGUAUUAUCAUCGCCUCAAGUUAUUGUAGUUGUCUAGUUGAUCAGUGUGAAAUAUAUAUAGUUUGUGAAUGUGUUGGGUGGGCAUCAUCUUUUUGUAUAAGAAAUUGUUUCAAAUGGUGUUUCUGAAAUCUUUUGUCCCUUAGCAAAUGCAGAGUUUCCUUCCUACUUGUUUUCAAUUA
This is a messenger RNA of Tripterygium wilfordii, 2856 nucleotides long. RefSeq lists its product as uncharacterized. Gene Ontology annotation, cellular component: plasma membrane. Gene Ontology annotation, molecular function: calcium ion binding; protein binding. The transcript has a single exon. The coding region runs from base 276 to 2666 and encodes 796 amino acids. NCBI's taxonomy places the organism in Eukaryota, Viridiplantae, Streptophyta, Magnoliopsida, Celastrales, Celastraceae. The record is from RefSeq and is a predicted model, not a curated record.